This is a messenger RNA of Ciona intestinalis (vase tunicate), 887 nucleotides long. NCBI's taxonomy places the organism in Eukaryota, Metazoa, Chordata, Ascidiacea, Phlebobranchia, Cionidae. The record is from RefSeq and is a predicted model, not a curated record.
GUCAUGUUUGAACUUAUUAGAAACCAAAUCGGCUGAAAUAAAUGAUCACAAAGAAAUAGUUUUCACGAUUUGUGCCCGUUGUAAAAUUUUGGGGACCGCAGUAUCUUAAUAUUUUAAAUAUGAUGAAUUUCUUCGGCACCGAACUGGAGUCUUGUAGUGAGUCAACUGCGGCCGCUGCUUGCGCUGCUGCUGGUGGAAAGUCGGGCACGGGGCGCAUGCAAAGUAAUGCUCAACAAUUCAGGAACGACGUUCACACCAAGGAUGCAUUCGCUUCAAUGAAUGCCCUAAGAAAGAGCAAUGUGUUAUGUGAUGUCAUACUUGUAGCUGGUGACCUGGAAAUACCCGUGCAUAGAUUGGUGAUGGCAUCGGGGUCGCCUUACUUCAUGGCUAUGUUUAAUGACCGUGUUAAACUGAACGGGAUCGAUGGUAAAGCUUUGCUGCAGUUGGUUGAUUAUGUUUAUACGGCACAAAUACAAGUGACCGAGGAAAACGUACAAUCUUUACUUCCUGCUGCAAGUUUGCUUGAGUUAACCUUUGUUCGCGAGUCUUGUUGUUGUUUCCUUCAAUCUCAACUUCACCCCUCCAACUGCCUCGGUAUUCGACAGUUCGCCGACAUCCACGCAUGUUCCGAUCUCCUUACACAAGCAAGGUCAUUCACAGAGCAACACUUCACCGAUGUAGUUCGAGGCGAAGAGUUUCACAACCUAAGUUGUCAACAAGUUUGUGAAUUAAUCAACAGUGACCAACUGUCCGUCUCCUCGGAGGAAAUGGUGUUUGAAGCAGUAAUAGGUUGGGUGAGAAGCGACUUGGUAUCCAGAUCACAAUACAUGCCGAUAUUACUCGAACAUGUUCGAUUACCUCUCAUGCCAAGCGAUUACCUUGUCGAG